Eucalyptus grandis is the source of this 2049-nucleotide messenger RNA. RefSeq names its product disease resistance protein RPS2-like. Lineage: Eukaryota; Viridiplantae; Streptophyta; Magnoliopsida; Myrtales; Myrtaceae. The record is from RefSeq and is a predicted model, not a curated record. The transcript has 3 exons. Bases 1 to 2049 code for a protein of 682 amino acids. Gene Ontology annotation, molecular function: ADP binding; protein binding.
AUGAGGAACGUCGAAGAUCUCAAAAAGGAAGUGAAGGAUCUGGAGAUUGCAAUGGAAAGGGUGCAUUGCUCCGUCAUUGAAGCUACGCAUGACGGAAAACUUAUAUACCCUGAUAUUAAGAAUUGGUUGGAUGAAGUGAAGAAAAAGGCUAAUGAAGCACAAAAUUUGUUAAAACAAGGUGUAAGUGCAAAAAAUGCUUGCUUCCGUGGGUGGCUUCCUAACCCCAUGGUGCGCCAUCCAAUUGGUAGGAAGGUGAAGAAGAUGACUCGAGUCAUUUGGGAACUCCAUAAUGAAAGUAGAAAUAAUAACUUCCAGAAGGUCUACUAUGAGAAACCUCCUAAAGGAAUUGUUAGUGUUGACAAGAAAGGAAACACUAAAGGAGAUGUCACAGAGGAUGUAAUGAGGGCUUUAAUCACAGAGGAUGUAAUGAAGGCUAUACUUGAUGACAAUAUAUGUGUGGUAGGAGUGUAUGGACCAAGUGGGGUUGGCAAGUCCAAGCUUUUGGAGGACGUUGAAAGGCGAGUUAAGAAAGAAAAGUUGUUUGAUGUGGUUGCCAUGGCAGAGGUAUCACACAAUCCAAAUAUAAAAACAAUCCAGGGAGAUAUCGCUGAUGCACUAGGCCUAAAGCUAAUGAACGUGGAAACUGCUCGUGGGAGAGCUGAUUGUUUGCAUGAGAGUGUUGACAAGAAAGGAAACACUAAAGGAGAUGUCACAGAGGAUGUAAUGAGGGCUUUAAUCAAAGAGGAUGUAAUGAAGGCUAUACUUGAUGACAAGAUCUGUGUGGUUGGAGUGUAUGGACCAAGUGGGGUUGGCAAGUCCAAGCUUUUGGAGGAUGUUGAAAGGCAAGUUAAGAAAGAAAAGUUGUUUGAUGUGGUUGCCAUGGCAAAGGUAUCACACAAUCCAAAUAUAAAAACAAUCCAGGGAGAUAUCGCUGAUGCACUAGGCCUAAAGCUAAUGAACGUGGAAACUACUCGUGGGAGAGCCGAUUGUUUGUGUGACAGAGGCUUGCCACUUUUUAUAAUUUCGCUGGCAAAAAGGUUGAGGAGUGGAAGAUUGGCUGCAUGGAGGAAUGCUUUGAUUUUUGAGGGGUCUGAUUUUAAAUCACUGGUGGAACAAAAUUACAACGACUUACAAGACAAAAGGAUCGAAUCAUUGUUCUUGAUUUAUGCUCUAUCUGAUAAGAGAAUUCUUCUGAGGGAUGCCUUGAUCUAUUGCUUGGGUUUGGAAUUAUUUAAAAAUUUCAACAAGACCAUUGAAGACGCUAGAGAUAGGUUGAUCAUGGAUCUAGAUUUCCUGCAAGACUCUUCUUUCUUACUAGAUAGUGAUGUCACGGAAGAGAUAAGAAUGCAUGACAUAAUCGCUGACGUGGCCAUCUCUAUUGCUUCCUUAGAAUGGAAUGCCUUGGUCGGGAGGGAGGAUUGUGGGUUUGAAGAAUGGUCAAAGGAUGAGCUCAGAGAAUGCGCCGUGAUAUCCUUCCCUCAAGUUGGCAUUGAUGAGCUCCCUGAAAAAUUGGACUGCCCAAACUUGAGGAUGUUUUUGUUGUACGAAAACAACUCGUCUCUCAAAAUACCCCAGUCAUUUUUUGAAUCUAUGGAGAAGCUCCAAGUCUUGGACUUAUCUUGCUUAUCUAUCACCUCUCUACCUUCAUCAAUUCAGUUCCUUAAGAACCUCAAGUCUCUAUGUCUUGAUUUCUGCCAUCUGGAGGAUGUGACUGAUCUUGGAAAGCUAAAAGCACUACAGUUCUUAAGUCUCACCGAAUCUACAAUUACUCGGUUGCCCAAAGAAAUAGGUGAGCUAAUAGAAUUGAGAUUUCUGGACUUGACAGGGUGCAUUGGGCUUGAAGUUAUUGAACCUGGCAUGCUCAGAAGCCUGAUUAAGUUAGAAGAACUGUAUAUUAAAAACAGUUUUGAUAAGUGGGAGGUUGAGGAUGAAGAAUUGCGAAGCAACGCCAGUCUGACCGAGUUAAAGAACAUGAACAAGUUGAGCACUUUGGACAUUGCCAUUCCUCAUUCUUCAUAUCUAUUAAUUGACCUGCCAUUUGGAAACUGA